Messenger RNA from Neltuma alba, 1412 nucleotides. Its product is annotated as splicing factor U2af small subunit B-like. Gene Ontology annotation, cellular component: U2AF complex. Gene Ontology annotation, biological process: mRNA splicing, via spliceosome. The record is from RefSeq and is a predicted model, not a curated record. The transcript has a single exon. Gene Ontology annotation, molecular function: metal ion binding; RNA binding. The coding region runs from base 222 to 1058 and encodes 278 amino acids. Lineage: Eukaryota; Viridiplantae; Streptophyta; Magnoliopsida; Fabales; Fabaceae.
UUAUUAAUUCAUUAGCACCGUGUGCAGCUGCCGCCAUUCAAUUAUCCCCAAAAUUUACAAAGCGUUUUGGAUUCUGGGACUUUCUCCUCGACCAGUUAGGGUUUUUGAACCCAAGAAAAUUUCAGGGAUGAGGAAGGCCUUCGGAUCUUCAUUUUUCUAAUUUCUUGACUCCUCCGAGAAAACCAUUCUUCGAGAUCCCAGUAGGUUGAAAGUCGUCGACUAUGGCCGAGCACUUGGCUUCAAUCUUUGGCACUGAGAAGGACCGCGUCAACUGCCCCUUCUACUUUAAGAUCGGGGCCUGUCGUCAUGGCGAUCGGUGUUCUCGACUACACAAUCGCCCCACUAUUUCGCCAACCCUUCUUUUGUCGAACAUGUACCAGCGCCCUGACAUGAUCACUCCGGGCGUUGAUGCACAGGGCCAACCUAUAGAUCCACGCAAGAUCCAGGAACACUUCGAGGACUUCUACGAGGAUAUUUUUGAAGAGCUCAGCAAAUUCGGGGAGAUCGAGAGUCUUAAUGUCUGCGAUAACCUUGCCGACCACAUGAUCGGCAACGUUUAUGUCCAGUUUAAAGAAGAGGACCAGGCUGCUGCAGCAUUACAGGCUUUGCAAGGGCGUUUUUAUUCUGGCCGACCCAUCAUUGCUGAUUUCUCACCCGUGACUGAUUUCCGGGAAGCCACUUGUCGUCAAUUUGAGGAAAACAAUUGUAAUCGCGGUGGAUAUUGCAAUUUCAUGCAUGUAAAAUUGAUUGGAAGGGAGUUGAGGAGGAAACUGUUCGGGAGAUAUCGUGGGUACCGAGGAAGUAGAAGUCGGAGCAGAAGUUUGAGCCCGCGUCAGAGGCGGGACUAUGAUAGACGUGAACGCGAGAGAAGUUCUCGUGACCGUGAUUAUCGUGGAAAUGGACGACGGAGCAAGGACAGGUAUGACAGGUACGAUCAUGACAGUGGGAGGCGAAAACAUGGAAGUCCAUGGAAGAGUAGGAGCCCAGUGAGGGAAGGGAGUGAGGAACGCAGAGCUAGGAUCGAGCAAUGGAAUCGAGAAAGGGAGGAGAAAAAUUGAUUUGCACAUGCUUCUGGACACCUCACAAUAUUUUACGUGUCCCUUCUGGUAAUCAUUCUAGGAUUAUGUCUCUUAUGAGUAUUUUGAACACAUAAUGGACAAUUCCGAAGCUUGCAUUAUCAUGGUUAUGUUUCAGUGUCUGUCCAAGUAGACGUGUAGCUGUAUUAAACUUCUAGUUAUGUAGGAGUGCAUCGCAUUGUUCCCUGUCCUUCUGAUGUUGUUCCAUGCUUUGGGUAAUAUUCUACGAGUUUCAUAUGUAUGAGAUUUAGUUCAUAUGAACUCAUAAAUAUGCUAAUGUGGGUAUUACUGGAUUGCUCAUCUUGGUCUCAUUAAUUAUAUGACCAACUUUGCUAG